AUGGCGGACCCUAGGGAGCCUCAACGUGCUCAAUAUCCCCCUCCGGACAACCACCCCCCGGGUGACUAUUACGCUCAGCAAUCACCAUCAAGGCCUCCUGUGAGAGAUGACCGGAGUCAGCAUCCAUAUCCACCACCACCCGACCCAGCCCGUCAAGGACAGUAUCCGGAUCCUCGCGCAGCGCAUCCAUAUCCUCCGCCGCCUCCUCAAGGCUGGCCCGGCCAGCAUCCUGCUUAUCCUCCGCCUCAUCACUAUCCGGACCAUCAGCAUCCUGCGUAUGCCUAUCCGCCGCGGCCUGAUCUGGCGCAACCUCCUCCUCAACCCAUGCAACCGGAUGCGUAUCGUCUGCCACCACCAUAUCCUCCUCCGGGUUACUAUCCUCCCCAACACUAUCCUCCUCCGCCUGCCGCCGCGCCGCGACAGCGUACCGCCAUCGCAUGCAAAUAUUGCCGAAAGAGAAAGAUACGUUGUUCCGGAUACGACAGCUCGCCCGACGGACGGUGCCAGAACUGUGUUCGAUUCAAUCAGCAGUGCCUAUUCCAUCCUGUGUCUUCUCAAGCUGCCUUUGUUCCAGCAAACGCUGUCUACGGACCUGGCGCCCGCGCCCCCGUUGCCGGCCAACCCGACCGGCCCGGUCAAAAUGGACAUUAUCCCAGAGAAGGAGAACCACCCAUGCUGUAUGGCGCCCACGGUCAGCCUUUGGGACCCCCAAGCCAGUACAAUUAUCCUCCGGCGCCGCCCCCUCCGCCCGCCGCCCAUGGCUAUCCACCCGCUCCUUAUCCUCCUUAUCCAGGGAUGGCCCCGUACCCUCCUCCUCCAGCUGGAUCGCCGUAUGACGCACACGGGCAGGCUCAACCCGCCCAGCAUGAUGAACGUGUCAGUCUCAAGCGUCCCCCUCCCGAUGAUGACCCUCACAAUGAGAAUUCUCAUGCCUCCCAGAGUCCUCAUCCAAACACUCGGCCUCGACAUAGUACGUACGAUUCUCGCGCCAACAGUAGCGGUAGCUAUGAGUAUCAUGAACCUAACAGCGGGGCUCCGACAUCGCCUGCUGCUUCGACCAUGAGCUACCAAGCAUACCCUCCCCAGCAGCCUCGAUAUGCCAACGGCACUCAAUCUCAGAAGGGCAAUGCCUCACCACCAGCAGGCUUGACCCCGCAAUCGGCUCAAGGCUACAAUUCACCGCACCAUGGGCCGAGCCAUGACGAUGGAAGAACUCCGCCUCCCAACCAGCCCAAUUCUGCAGGUUCCUCGGCCAACGGCAGAAGUGGCAUGAAAGUUCACGAAAUGUUGGGCAAUCCUUCUGUCGCUCCGCCCGAUCAACGGGGCAGAAGUGACAACGAAAUGCUGAGCAAACUCGACGGCAAGAAAUAA
Messenger RNA from Capronia coronata CBS 617.96, 1371 nucleotides. RefSeq lists its product as uncharacterized. The record is from RefSeq and is a predicted model, not a curated record. Lineage: Eukaryota; Fungi; Ascomycota; Eurotiomycetes; Chaetothyriales; Herpotrichiellaceae. Bases 1 to 1371 code for a protein of 456 amino acids. Gene Ontology annotation, molecular function: DNA-binding transcription factor activity, RNA polymerase II-specific; zinc ion binding. The transcript has 3 exons. Gene Ontology annotation, biological process: regulation of DNA-templated transcription.